UCCGGCGGUUCCAUUGACAGUCACCAUUCCUGGCGGGUGAUAAAACAUCUUAUCACUGAGAUAAUCUACUAACAGCAGCAAGAUGCCAGGGGCCAGGCACAAGAUUCUGGGCCAUGUUUUCUCAGGCUUCUGCACAAAAAUGAACAGAACUAAACAGCUCAGUUCUGCCGAUGACAACAUGGAAACUCCAUUAAAACGUUGUCUGAACACUUUCGACAUCACUCUGCUGGGUAUUGGGCACAUGGUGGGAGCUGGCAUCUAUGUCUUGACUGGCACAGUUGCCAGAGAUCUGGCAGGUCCUGGCAUUAUCUUGUCUUUUAUCCUGGCUGGCAUGACAUCCAUGCUCGCAGCCCUGUGCUAUGCAGAGUUCGGAACACGAGUGCCAAAGGCUGGUUCAGCUUACAUCUACACUUACGUCAGCGUUGGAGAGUUCUGGGCCUUUGUCAUCGGAUGGAAUAUCAUUCUUGAACACAUGAUUGGAGCUGCCUCUGUGGCCCGAGCUUGGAGUGGAUACAUAGACUCCAUCCUAGGAGGUGUUAUCAGCAACUACACCAUCGAGACUGUAGGAGAACUGCACGAACAACUGCUCGGCCGCUACCCGGACUUCCUUGCGUUUGCCGUUUGUAUCUCUUACACUUGCAUCCUGGCUAUUGGGGUAAAGGGAUCAGCUCUUGUCAACAGUCUUCUCACCCUUGUCAACCUAGCAGUCAUGACACUAGUCAUCGCAGUGGGCUUCACCUACGCAAACAUCGACAACUGGACUCUAGAUCAGAAAGGUUUCCUACCCUACGGAUUCUCAGGGGUGGUGGCCGGUGCUGCAACGUGUUUCUACGCAUUCGUUGGUUUUGACAGCAUUGCUACUUCCGGAGAAGAGGCUCGAGACCCAGCUUUUUCCAUUCCUAUAGCAACCAUCACCUCUAUGACUCUAGUCUGCAUAGGCUACAUCUUGGUGGGUGCUGCUCUCACGCUGAUGGUCCCCUACGAUCAGAUCAGCCCUACGGCCGCCCUGCCUGAGGCGUUCACCACUCUCAACCUACCCUGGGUGCGCUACGCCGUCACGCUGGGAGCGUUGUGUGGCAUGACUACAACACUACUCGGCUCACUCUUCGCCUUGCCUAGAUGCAUGUACGCCAUGGCUGCUGACGGGCUUAUCUUCUCUUUUCUCGGAAAAGUCAAUAAAACCACCCAGGUUCCGAUCAUCAACCUCGCAGUGUCGGGGAUAAGCAGUGCUUUGAUCGCGCUCUUCUUUGACUUGGAGAAGCUGGUGGAGUUUAUGUCCAUCGGUACGCUGUUGGCCUACACCAUCGUCAGCGCAUCUGUCAUCAUACUGAGGUACAGGCCCGAGGUCACUCCGCUGCUCAGGGAAGACAGCUCACUUAGCGAGGUCGGGACUCCGUCAUCCGGGGUGAUAGAGUUUGGCGUUGGUCCGGCAGGCCGGUUGAGAACAGGUUACUCGUGGCUAGAGCCGGUUGUCGGCCGGUGUGAGCCGGGUGCGGCAGUCAGCGCUUGCGUAUUCAUCUUCAGCUGUUUCUGCGCUGCUUUGUGUCUCCAUCUUCACUGGACCAAUCAGCAACAGCAGCUCAACUCUUGGUGGACGGUGCUGAUCACUGUGUUCUUCAUAUUUGUCCUCGUUGCUUGUAUCGUGAUCAUCCACGCUCAUGAGCAGAACAAGAACGGUCUGGGCUUUGCAGUUCCCCUGGUCCCCUUAAUCCCUGCUAUCAGCAUCCUCUCCAACAUUCAACUGAUGGUGCAUCUCAACACUCUGACAUGGCUCAGGUUCAUGAUCUGGAUGGCGUUUGGUCUCUUAGUCUACUUUUUGUACGGGAUUCAUCACAGCAAGGAGAACGACACUGCCACUUCAUACUCCGUUCUGCUCGGCUCCGGGGAGGCAGGAAAAAUCCGUUGGGGCUCCAUUGGAGCAGCUAAGCGGAGGUCGGUAGCAGAAGACACCAAACCCAUCGUAGACGAGGAGGAGCUGCCCCAAUAAAUGUCUUGGUCUUGGAAAACCACAACUCAAAAGUAAACCUCAGUUCAUCAGUGAUGGGAAUUUGGAAGUCAGAAUAUUUGAAUUUUAAGUUCUCUAGUGAAAUAUGCUUACAUUUCACACCCUUCCGAAGAGAUGAAUUAAGGGAAUUCAUUUAAGUUAUUCAACCUACAAUUAAAUAUUAAUUUGGCUGAGAGCCUUGACAAGUCUGGAGUAAUCUGACUUAAAUUUUUAAAUCUUAUCGAGGUUUGCAAAGAAACGUGAUUAGGGGUCCAAUCAAGGGAAACCAAAUCAAGGGCAUUUGAAAACGACACUUGUAAUCAAAGGUUUUGCUAUUGAGGUUCCACUGUAGUUCUUAAUAAUCAGAUGAAACCAGCGAUUCACAUUCUUAGUUUAGUUAGGCUAAAAUCUAUGAGGCAAAGGCGUUAGUUAAAAAUGUCUCUCUACUUUAUUUGCUGGACGUUAACCUUUAAGUACUGGUUUUAGAAAUGUUUUCCAAACUAUUUUGUCAAGAUAAUCACUUUAACUGAAUCACCCCACUCUGAAGUGGAUGUGAAAUCAAGUUCUAAGAUAGAAUAUGCAUGUUUUGACAAAAUGUGUCUAUUUGAAGGAUUUUUGUUAUUUCCUUCAAUCAAACAUAUCUUUGUAAAUGUAAUUACGAUCUCUGAAAGUAUAACCGUAAGUCCGUGUAAGUAUCUUGACACAGAAUUUUGUCAGUUGGUAGACCAUCUCAAUAGGUACCACAUGUUUUGGCUUCAAAUUUUUAAAUUUAAUGGGAAGUCUAAUGGUAACUCACUUGGAAUGUACUGUAAAGGAGCAAGACGAGGUUUAAUGGUUAAGCGGAACUAAUGUCUCACACCGUUUUGUCUGAAAGCCAUCUGGUUCAAAUCCUGUCAAUCACCAAUGCUUUUAGCUGCGUAAUAUUAUGACUCAAUGGCUCAAACCCAGCUUUAUGAGUAGGUCAAGCUAUCUAGAAAAUAAACAUAUGGGCCUCUCACAUAGAGAAAUAAAUUUCUUAUUGAAAAAAAUCCCUAAUCUGGGAAAUAUUUGAUAUUUUUUUAUAGAAAUAAGUCAAUUAAUAGGCUACUAAAUUAUACGUCAUCCUUCACUUUGGGUAACAUAGGUAAUGUUUCAAACGCCAAUGCAUUUUAUUGGAAGUUAUAUAUGUGGCAAGAAAACCGAUCCAUUUUCUGCAGCGCACUGUUCAGCAGCAGGUCGUCUGAGAGUGGUGGGGGAAGGCUCGUUGGAAAGCCUACAUGACCAUUAUCUGUAUUCAUAGAGCAGUGGUCACCUGAGCAACAUGUGUUAGCUAUCGAGUCAAUUUAACUUUACUUUUUUUAAACGACUAAAUAACAAACACACGUUGCUCAGGUGACCACUGCUCUAUGACUACAUAUAAUAGCAUUGUGUAGGCUUUCCAACCCCCACCAGCCUCACACGACCUGUCGUUGAACAGUGUGCUGCAGGAAAUAGAUCGGUUAUUUUGCCGCACCCUGUAUUAAGGGAAGUCUAGUUAAAACAAAAUACUUAAGCAACAUUGUCUAGUGCAAAUGAAAAAAGGUUUGUGUAAAGUGUCAAACAGAACUGUAAAAAUUUAAAUAGGAAUGAGUAUAAAGCUUCCAGCACUGGUAACUUAGAAUGUAGAGUGCAGUGCAAGUAGGUUAGUUGUACAAAUCUGUAACCACAUACUUAGAACAUUUUUAGGCAUUGACUUAAACCAGAAUACAAAAAAUUUAAACAGGGAGGGCGGAUAAAAAGUGGCUAAUAUAAGUUCUUCAUACAGCAAACGUAUAUUACAAAUUCAAUCAUGAAAAUAGACUUCCUUGAAAGAACCCCAGUAAAAUAUUUUAUCAAGUUUUAAAUAUGUAAGGAUAAUGUAGAAGUUAUGGUGGAAUACGGAAAGAAACGUUAAUCAUUGAUAAUCAUUGGUAACAGUGAAACAUGUCUUUACAUUUAAGGUUGUGUUGUUUAAAUAUCCUGGCUUUAUACUGAAUUUUUUAUUUUUAUAGAUUAUAAAUUUAUUUCUGUAAAAUUGAUGUAGGCCUAUAACAGUGUGUGAUAGUUACCACUUUAAUUCAAUAGGUAGUAAAAAAUAUAGUAAUAAUUAUUCAAGUUACCACACACCAUGUAAACAGUUAUAUGUGUUACAACAACAACAAUUAUAUAUGUUUUUUAAAAAGUAUUUAAUCUUUGCUAAUUUUAUUUAAAUAUAUUGUGUUACACAGUAAGUUAAUUUUGAAGAAUAUAUUAAGAUACAAGAAUCUAGUUUUUUUACUUUGCCGUUAACCCAUUUAGAAGCAUAUAACACAUGUAUGAAUAUAAGAGCAAUUCAUUUUGGACAUACAACAUAAAACAGAAUAUUUUUAAUCGAAUAAUACAAUUUCUGUGAGUUGUAUUUUUUAUUGUUUAAUUUUAAUUGUAAUGCAUCUUGGAGAUCAGUGAAAUAGUAUGGUUGAGAGCACCGACUGAUCAAAUGACAUUAACAUUCAUACAGGCUUCCUUUUGGUAAAUUAUAGUCCAACUUUUAUCACAAACGAAAAAUUAAUGAUAACAGUUACAUAUCAUCAACAGGUACUAUCAAUGGAUUUUUUGUACUAGGAUAAAUAGAACGGUUUUAUAAAAAAUGUUAUCCUACGAUAGACAAAGAGAAGCAAUGACAUAUUUUAUAUUUCAUUCACAGUUCACUCCCAAAUAAUUAAUUGAAUGAUUAAUUUCAUAAUUGAAUAAUUUUGGCUAUCGUAAAUUGGUCUAAAAAAAUAAACAAAUCUACUCAAAUAACUCAAUCUUGGUUGUAAAAACUAAAAUGUUUAAAAAUAUUGGUGUCAAUCUACUCCUCAAGUAUCUUUAUAUGAAUGAACACAUCUAGCUCAAAAAAGGUCUUUACUGACCUUUCCUCAAUUGGACAUGUUGGAUUUAUCAAUAGAAACUAUUGAAUUAUUUAAUGUUAACUUAAUUAUUUGUUACAGUAUUUUAUUAAGGUAUUGGUGUUAUUACUAAUUAGUAAUAGGAAUGUAAAUAUUGGUGUCUAUUUUCAGAAGUACCAGAACUGCAUUUACAUAUAAUUUACUGCCGUAGUUGUUACGUAUUUUAUAAAACGUAAACUAAAAAGUUUAAUGUUGAUAUAAGUUGCACCAGUUUGUGGCGUUUAUGUUGAUAAGUUAUUUUCAAACUGGAUUUUGCAAUCAGGAAGGAUGGUAUUUUUCUGUUACAGAAUCAGGACAGAAUGCUUUUAACUUAUACUUUUAAGAUAAUACUAUCAGCAGCAAAGUAAUGACAAAGUAUUACCACAAAAUAAAAAUGUUUGGUUUUGUUCCUCUAGAUACCAUAAGGUGUUAUUAAAAUAAAGUUGUUAUGUUAUUUUAUUAGAUUUAAUAUAUUCAGGUUAUGUAUCCAUAAAAUAUCAAAGACAUUGUUAAACAUUUUUAACUCUACUAUAAAAGAUUCCAAAAAGGCUGUAAACUAUUAUAUUUUAUAGUUAGCUAGGAAAUAUAAAUGUACACUGAUUAAGCUUUAAAUGUUAGCCUCCAGGCCUAAUAAUACAAUAGUAUAUUUUUUAAGACCUUAAUUUUCAAGUAGCAAUAGUUGUUUACGGACAAAGUUAUGUUGUUUUGUUAGUCUUAGUUGAUUAGGCCUACCUUUAUAUAAUUUUUAGAAUAUGGAUUUAGAUUAUACCUACGUGUUACACUGCACAAUUAAUCUAGUGCACAAAUAUUGAAUAUAAAAUGAACCAAAGAUAUUAUUUUAGAUGGAAAUAAAAAAAUAUUUCUUA
This is a messenger RNA of Macrosteles quadrilineatus (aster leafhopper), 5753 nucleotides long. RefSeq names its product cationic amino acid transporter 4-like. Gene Ontology annotation, cellular component: plasma membrane. The record is from RefSeq and is a predicted model, not a curated record. Gene Ontology annotation, biological process: transmembrane transport; amino acid transport. Gene Ontology annotation, molecular function: amino acid transmembrane transporter activity. NCBI's taxonomy places the organism in Eukaryota, Metazoa, Arthropoda, Insecta, Hemiptera, Cicadellidae. The coding region runs from base 83 to 1987 and encodes 634 amino acids. The transcript is spliced from 11 exons.